Strongylocentrotus purpuratus (purple sea urchin) is the source of this 7016-nucleotide messenger RNA. RefSeq names its product NACHT domain- and WD repeat-containing protein 1. NCBI's taxonomy places the organism in Eukaryota, Metazoa, Echinodermata, Echinoidea, Camarodonta, Strongylocentrotidae. Gene Ontology annotation, molecular function: protein binding. The record is from RefSeq and is a predicted model, not a curated record. The transcript is spliced from 14 exons. The coding region runs from base 129 to 5225 and encodes 1698 amino acids.
CAUCAUCCUGCGCUGCGUAAUUAAUUGCUAUGGACACAGACCAAGCCAAAUCGGGUCGCAGUUUGUAUGACGAUGGCGUCUAAUUAAGAUUAAUGCACACAUUUGAUACUGCGAAAACGAAGAGUUAGAUGUCCAGUAUGGCAGCUGUGGUGAACAGUGAUCCAGAUGGGUUCCAGGACCUGGUCUUGGGUGAGACUGAGACCCUUCCUGAGCAAGAGUCCAACACAGUGAGGAUCUUUCUCAGCUCUACAUUCACAGACAUGAAGGAGGAGCGGAACAAGCUGAUCAGGGAGGUGUUUCCAGAGCUCAGUCGCUACUGCCUUGAAAAGAGGCUAGAGUUUGAAGUAGUCGAUAUGAGGUGGGGUGUAAGGGACAGUGCUACGGCUGAUCAUCUGACAGCUUUCUUGUGCCUCAAUGAAAUUGAUAAAUGUAAACGGAUGUCUCAGGGACCUUACUUUGUGGGUUUCCUAGGCGAUAAGUAUGGCUACCGUCCACUCAAUGCCACCAUUUCCUCAGACAUUUUUGAAAAACUCAUGGAUACCGUCUCAAGAGAUGAAACCGCGAGCAAGGAGGAUGAGGAUCUCAUCAGGAAGUGGUAUGUGGAGGACACCAAUGCCAUCCCGCCAGUCUACGUUCUCCAGCCAAUCACUGUCCACCUUCCUAACUACUAUGACUCCAGUGAUUCCCAGAAGCAGAAUGCGACGAGGCAGAAGUGGUGGGAGGUCUUUGAAAGGAUGAGGAAGGCGUUUGAUUCGGCUGCUAAACUGGCAAGACAGGAGGGUGUUUUCACUGCAGACGAAAUGCAUGAACUUAUAAUGUCUGUGACCGAAGAGGAGAUUCGUCAUGGUUUGAAAGACAACGCCAACAUUGGUGAUACUUGUAUAUUCUUUACAAGGGACUUUACGGGUAUGGAGCCAUCUUUUAAGCAGAAAGCAACUUUGUCCAAGUUCACUGACAUUCAGACUGAUGAUGACAAUGAAACCCUUGAGUUUGUGGAGCAUUCCCAGACCUUGCUCACAAGACUGAAGAAGGAAUACAUACCCAGUCUGGUGCCAGCCCAAGCACUCAAUACCUUCACUGUACCUUGGUGCGAUAAGGGCAUUGACCCCAUCGGUUGCCCGGAGCACGCAGAAUACCUGGGACAGAUGUGUGAGAUAUUUGAGCGUAGGAUGAAGGCCAUGAUAGAUAAGAAGCUGGAAGGUCAAAGGUCAAAGGUUGUAGAUCCAGUGAAAAUUUGCUUGCAGAGAGAGCUCCUUCAUCAUGCAUCCUUUUGUAAAACAAAAUGCAGUGCCUUUCAAGGAAGAGAUGAUAUCCUAACGUCCAUUAGGUCUUACCUAUCUUCAGACCUGUCCAAGCCCCUGGUCGUCCAUGGUAUAUCAGGAUCCGGCAAGACGUCUGUCAUGGCCAUGGUUGCAAGGCACUCAAGAAAGUGGAUAGAAGGAUGUGUCACUGUCCUAAGAUUCCUUGGGACAUCAGGCAACAGUUCAACCAUCCAUGCCACAUUGAAAAGCAUGUGUCAACAGAUUUGCUUUGCUUACGGUGCCCCGCAACCCUCAUCCGAUCAUUCAGGAGACUUUUCAGAACUGGUGCAGCUUUUCAAUAGCUUGAUCGAAACACUUCCAACCAAAGAUAAACCUCUCCUGCUGAUUUUCGACAGUAUUGACCAGCUCAGUUCUAACAACAAUGCACACAAGAUGAACUGGCUUUCAAAGUCUUUACCAGAAAAUGUCCAUGUUGUGGUGUCCAUGCUGCCUCAGGAACACAACAUUCUAGACAACAUCAAGAAGACCCUGACAGACCCCAGAUGCUACAUUGGAAUGGAAGUUGUUGGUGAAGAGAAUGGUAUUGCUAUCAUGGAUGGCUGGUUGAAGGAAAGAAAACGAAGUCUGAACGAGGAACAAGUGAAAGUGGUGAGGGAGGCUUUCAGUAAGUGUCCUCAGCCACUCUUUCUGAAGCUACUCUUUGAGGAAUUUGUAACAUGGCCAUCGUACAAGACAGUAGCAGAUGUAAAGCUCCCUAGCACUGUGGUGGAUGCUAUCAACAACCUGUUUCAAGAACUAGAAGAGCAUCAUGGGCUUAUCUUUGUAGCACAUGCGCUCGGUUACCUGACUGCAGGAAAGAGUGGUCUUACAGAAGCAGAGAUAGAGGAUGUCCUUUCUUGUGAUGACAAAGUCCUCAAUGAUGUCUAUCAGUACUGGGAUCCUCCAGUGGAAGGGGUUGUUCGCAUUCCACCAUCAGUCUGGAAGAGGUUGCAUCAAGACAUCGGGGAGUUCAUCACGGAAAGGCAGGCUGGUGGCAAAACAGUGAUUGCUUGGUACCAUAGGCAGUUCAUUGAAACAGCUGAAAGGCGUUACCUUGGUGAUCCAGAGACCAAAAUGGCCAGACACAAAGUUCUUGCAGAUAUGUUCCUUGGAGAAUACAGCAGAGGUAAAAUCAGGCCAAUUCGACUUGAGAGACGCAAUAAGGAUUUCCCUAAUGCAGACCGUCUUGUUUCACCUCAACCCCUCAUGUUUGGAGAGAGUGUCUUCAAUCUCAGAAAGCUGCAUGAGCUUCCUUUCCACUUGAUGCGAUGUGAGAUGAUGGAUGGAGUCCCUGAGGGUAUGGUGCAGCAUAUCAUGUACAACUUUGAGUGGAUUCUGACCAAGUUAAGAGCCUUCAACUUUCUGGAACUUGUCAAUGACUUUUCAAAAUUUGAUGAAGAAAGUGGCAUCCUUCUUGAGGCCUUGUACUUGUCUGGAAGUAAUCUGAAAGAAGACCCUUUCUGCUUAGCAGGCCAACUUCUUGGGAGGAUGUAUGAUCUGAUGGACAAUUACUCUAACAUUAGACAAUUGCUUGGAGAAGCCAAGGCAUGGGUGAGGACUACCCAUCAAUCUUUGAUCAUUCCUAGAGGAGCAUGUCUGAUCCCUCCAGGAGGACAGUUGAAGACAUCGUUGGCCGGUCACCCAUCCAGAGUAGAGGCUAUUGCUUGCACUGGCAAAGGAGAUGUCAUUGUAACAGUCUGCAAAGACUCCAAUGGCUACCCCAUGGCUAAUGUUUGGGAUGAAGAAAAUACAGAGCUCAUACACACUCUACAAGUCAAAGCAGGAAGCAAAGCAUCUGGGGCACUAUCCCUUGCCAUCAGUCAUGAUGAUACGUUUGUCAUCUUCGGCUGUCAGGUGUUGGGAAUGUUUGAACUCACCAGUGGUGAGUGCAUCUGGAAACUUGAGACUGGUGAAAACCAUGCUAUCAGCUCUCUUCAGAUCCAUGAAAAUGGAGCCUUGGCCAUUGGUGGAUCAGGGAAAGGGUCAAAUGUCUGUAUCUGGGACCUCAAUCUUGGACAGCUUCUCGCCAAGCUAGAUCAUCCCAAAAUUGCUAACUUUGCAUUCUUUGAAGGUGAUGCUGAGGUAUUAACUGGUUGCCAGGAUGGUUUCUUCAGGCAAUGGUCCAUUACAUCCAAAGAAUGCCUUCUUUCAUUCCAAGCUCACAAGGAAAAUGACAUGAAAGUAGUUGCCCAUGCCAGGUCCAUCCAAACCCUUGUAUCAGGUGACAGCAAUGGAUCCAUCAGGAUCUCAAGGUAUGCAGACAAACCAAGUGCCCCGAGCAAGGUCCUCGAAGGUCACAGGAAGGCUGUCACUUGUCUUCUAGUCUUAUCUGAUCAUUUACUUGCAUCUGGGUCAGCAGAUUUUACUGUUCGUGUCUGGAACAUGACAGAGGGCACAGCUGUCUUGAACUGUAAAGGGCAUGAUGGCAUGGUCACUUGCCUUUGGCAUUGCCCGGCAGACCCCAACGAAAGCGAUUCCAAGUCCAUCCUGGUAUCAGGUUCUAAAGAUGACUUCCUGAAGGUUUGGGACCUGGACCCUAAGGAUGUUCGGUGUCCUCUCAUCACAACCCUGGAAGGACAUUCUUCAUGGAUCUCAGAUGUAACAGGAACAAAGAAGAGAGUGAUUUACUCUGCGUCAAACGACAAGAGCGCCAAGAUGUGGGUCUAUACUAUGGAAACAAUGAUUAAGAGGGAGAGACACAACGGCCAUGCAGUCGUUCUCAGGUUUACUCCUGAUGGGUCCACAGUUAUCACCAGUGGACAAGAGGGAUCCGUCAAGUUUUCUUGUUUCUAUGACUGCCAUGUGACCCGCCGUGAAGAGGGAUUCACCUCCAAGCUGGUGUUCAGCAGAGACAGCAAGAAGAUGAUUGGUGCAUUCAAAGAGGAGGGGCGGCUUCGUGUCUGGGAUAUGAACCAAUCAACAGAAGGAGGCAGAGAUGUCUUUGAUCUUGAAGGUCAUGAGAAGGGCAUCCUAUGGUUGGUGGUGGGGAAGGAUAAUGAGGUUGUCUCUGCUUCACAGGAUAAGAUGAUUAAGGUGUGGAACGUGGACACCAAGACAUGCAGGCUCACUCUUACAGAACAUGAGGCUCCCGUAGGACUAGUGGAGACAGUGACACACAAGGCAGACACCUUCAUUCUAUCAGCAGACAGCAAAGGAGUGCUCAAGUUCUGGAAAUAUGACACUGGAGAAUGUCUGCUCUCUACCAAAGAGCACAGUGCAUCCAUACGAUGUCUCAGCAUCUCCGGAGAUGGUCAGUAUGCAGUGACAGGUGCCAACGACAAGCAGAUGAUCCUAUGGUCACUUGCUCCCAAAACUUUUGGUCAGGUGGUCAAGCGUAUGCCGGUUCAUGUGUCAGAGGUCAUCUGUUGUGCAUUCAAGCAUGACAGCACCAGGAUUGUCUGGGGAACCCACGCCGGUGUGGAGCAGCUUCAUGUCUGGGACUUCAUGGCCGAUGAUGACCAACUGCUUGUAGGUCACAACCAUGCCAUCAUGGCUCUAUGCAUCUCAUCAGAUGACCAGUACUUGGUCACUGCGUCCCGUGACUGCACCCUGAAGGCGUGGCAUCUCCCUACCCUGCGGAUGCUGGCAUCCUUCGAUUGCCAGUCUCAGAUCAAGAACAUAGACCUGGUCUACAAUAGUGAGGACCGCUAUCGCCUAGCAGCAGAGAACAAAUCUGGAACUAUUUUGAUUCUUGAUUUGCUACUUGAGAAAGCAGAUAGAUCUGAUAUCAGCACUGAACCUGUCGCCCAGCUCACCGAGACAAACCAAUCACGAACCUCAGAAGACCAGAAUGGUGGAAAGCAUGUAAACGAAUCAAUGGGUGGUAUCCAUCGAGGCAUUGGGUCUAACAGCGCAUCUUCAAAGAAGUCCAGCAGUAGCUCAGAAACGAAGAAGAGUAAAUCAGCACUCUGCAUGAUCUACUGAGAACCACCAUGAUGCUCCUUCCAUUUAGGUGACUUGUCAGAACCUGACGCUUAAAGUUAAACUGUACUUAUGGCAGCAGAUAGAACUUGGAAUGGAAGCUGUUGCUUAUGUCCUCAUAAUGUCCCACUUGUAUCAAGAGAUAAAAGUGCCAUAUAUUUGUAUAUGUCCGUCCACAAAAUAUUUGAGACUUUUAAUGUAAUAUCUAAAAAAAAUGCCAAAACAAUGCUUAUGUUAUUAAUGUCUGCACAUAUAGAUGUCCAUAUGAAUUCUCUCCCUUUCAUUAAAUUUGAAUGGAGACCUGCACAUGUAUUUAUAUGGGCAUGUAAUAUGGAGUAUGCACCAGUUAUGUCAGAAAAUAUUUCAUGACCUUUACAGUUACAUCAUUGUGGCGGACAGCCAGAAGGGCAUUGUCUCAUUAAAACUGAACCAUAGGUAGAAUGCUGUUCAAGCUCUCAGCAGAUUAUGUGUAAUGUGCACCAACUCCAGUUCAAGAGUUUGCACAUUGACCACUUGUUUUCCCUGCAUUUAAUUGCUGCAUCCUACCUCAGCAAUUUUAUCUCAUUUUUACAAUGUUUGUAUUUUUUAUUCAUGACUUUGAGAUGUGCCAAAGCAAGGCUGAAUUUUGAUACCAUUAAUAAGUAUGUCAAAUUAAUCAUGGUAUAGUAUUUGAUUAAUGACUUUCUAUAGAUCCCCACAUUCCAUUUGUGUAUGAUCUUACACAAGAAGUUUCUAUGUUUGAACAUGUACUGUAUGUAGGGAAUCUUUUCUGCCUAUAGUAUCUAUUAGAUUAAGUAGCAUGUAGAGUAUUUAAUUAAGAACCCAUUUGUGCUUUUGGGAGAAAUAGCAUAUAAAAAUAAACGAUUGUUAAAGCAUUAUCAUUUUUUUAAAAUGUAAUGGAAUAGAGAGAGAAAGGUAAGAACCUGUUAUAAAUACGUGUUCAUAAUAUGAGUACUCCAUGUCUUUCAAAUACAAUGUGUGUACAGUCCUAUAGUUUCAUACAAUAUAUGCAUGUAUCUUUAUUAUCUCUUUUAUUUAUCAUAUCAGAUGUACAGAUGACAGUUUCUGCCGAGUGCAGUGGAUUAUGACAAGUAUAUUUCAUAAUGUAUUCAUGAAAUUCAAUGCAAAUUAGAAUCGUAGAGAAAGUUAUUCAUUGAUAAAUUGUAUUCAUGUAUGUACAAUCAUAAAGAAGCUGAAACAAACAGGUAAAUGGUGCAAUAUCAUGGAUCAUUGGUUUUAUAUGACAUACUUGUGGGAUAGAAUUUUUUUUUUCGUUUUGUAGAAUUUUUGAACUAUUUAUAUAUUAAAGGUAAUUCAACCAUCCACAGUUGUUUAAUAACCAAUUCCCAUUUUUCAUAAAUUCUGUUGUUAACAGAUGACAGUAGUAAAAUAAUAGUAAAAUCUGUUGUUCAACAUCAAUUUUUGAAAUAGAAACCAUAAAUGAAAUAUUGCAUAGUCAUCAUAAAAUUAUAGUACAUCGUGAUAACAAAAUCACAAUACAACUCGUUGCACAUUGGACUUUGAUAACAGUUUACCGUUACACGUGAGUGUGUAAGUGUUCACAGUUCACUGCAUAUGUUUGUAAUGAUCAUGAGUACUUAGUUAAGGCUCGUUAAACAUUUAUGCAGGGGUUAAAAUCACUGUGGUGUGUUUUUUGGGGGUACUAAAAGAAUGGCAAAUGGGGAUGGAAAAAAAGUAGCGGUGUGUAAGAACCCCUGUAGUAAACUGCCGCCAUUUAAAAUGAUGAAUAAUAUACAUUUAUAAAGCGCAGAAACUAUGCAAUGUAAUUUACUG